AAUUGUAAAUGAUGAAACUAGGGUUUACUAUAUUUUUCCCUCUAAACAAGAACAAACGAUCUGAUCUCAUCAAAACAGUUGGUAGAAACAGUGAAGAAACCCGUAGCUCUUCAGGAUGGGUCGUAUGCAUUCAAGAGGAAAGGGUAUCUCUGCAUCUGCUUUGCCAUACAAGCGUUCACCCCCGACUUGGCUCAAGACCACCGCUCUUGAUGUUGAUGAGUCGAUAUGCAAGUUUGCAAAGAAAGGUCUGACACCAUCUCAGAUUGGUGUGAUUCUUCGUGACUCUCACGGUAUCCCUCAGGUGAAGAGUGUUACCGGAAACAAGAUCUUGCGAAUUCUGAAAGCACACGGUCUUGCUCCUGAGAUUCCUGAGGAUCUUUACCACUUGAUCAAGAAAGCAGUUGCUAUCCGCAAGCACUUGGAGAGGAACAGGAAAGACAAGGAUUCCAAGUUUAGGUUGAUUCUUGUGGAGAGCAGGAUUCACCGUCUUGCUCGUUAUUACAAGAAGACCAAGAAGCUUCCUCCUGUCUGGAAGUACGAGUCUACUACUGCCUCUACUCUUGUGGCUUAGAGAGAGAGUGAAGUGCAAUGGACUUACUAUCAAGAAAGACUACCGUUUCUAUUUGAGUAUCAGUAGACUUAAUUACUCUGUUUGCAUUUAGUGAUUUUUGUUGGCUAAAUUACAAUGAUCGUUUUGAUCAUUUCAAUGAACAAACGUUGGUUAAAUUUGUCUUUCAUAAGUAUCAUAAGUCAAAACUAUUUUUAGUUA
This is a messenger RNA of Raphanus sativus (radish), 769 nucleotides long. RefSeq names its product 40S ribosomal protein S13-2. Gene Ontology annotation, biological process: translation. The record is from RefSeq and is a predicted model, not a curated record. Gene Ontology annotation, cellular component: cytosolic small ribosomal subunit; ribosome; nucleolus. Gene Ontology annotation, molecular function: structural constituent of ribosome; small ribosomal subunit rRNA binding. The transcript is spliced from 5 exons. NCBI's taxonomy places the organism in Eukaryota, Viridiplantae, Streptophyta, Magnoliopsida, Brassicales, Brassicaceae. Bases 116 to 571 code for a protein of 151 amino acids.